Messenger RNA from Nannospalax galili (Upper Galilee mountains blind mole rat), 2513 nucleotides. RefSeq names its product fibulin 5 (gene Fbln5). Lineage: Eukaryota; Metazoa; Chordata; Mammalia; Rodentia; Spalacidae. Bases 383 to 1729 code for a protein of 448 amino acids. The record is from RefSeq and is a predicted model, not a curated record. Gene Ontology annotation, molecular function: calcium ion binding. The transcript has 11 exons.
UCCCCUCCCAGCGCCGAGCACUUGGCCCUGGCAGACGCCCCGAGAUUGUUGUGAGGAGUCUAGCCAGUUGGUGAGCGCUGUAAUCUGAACCAGCUGUGUCCAGACCGAGGCCCCAUUUGCAUUGUUUAACAUACUUAGAAAAUGAAGUGUUCAUUUUUAACAUUCCUCCUCCAAUUGGUUUAAUGCUGAAUUACUGAAGGGGGUUAAGCGAAACCAGGUGCUGGCUGUGAGGGCUCUCCAGUGGCUCCAGCACCCCGGCGCGCUGCCCCGGCCCUCCGGAGUAAGAGCCACCCGCGAGCCCAGGGCGCCCCGGAGGCCGGCAGAGCUGCGCGUCCGCCGCCACCGUCUUUCCCCUCGCCUCGCCUCCCCGCGCAUCUCGGACAUGCCAGGAUUCAAGAGGAUACUCACUGUUAUCAUCCUGGCUCUCUGGCUUCCACGUCCUGGGAAUGCACAGCAACAGUGCACGAAUGGCUUUGACCUGGAUCGCCAGACAGGACAGUGCUUAGAUAUUGAUGAAUGCCGGACCAUCCCUGAGGCUUGCCGUGGGGACAUGAUGUGUGUCAACCAGAAUGGCGGGUAUCUGUGCAUCCCCCGAACCAACCCCGUAUAUCGUGGGCCCUACUCCAAUCCCUACUCAACUGCAUACUCAGGUCCAUACCCAGCAGCUGCCCCACCAGUACCAGCUUCAAACUACCCUACAAUUUCAAGGCCUCUGGUGUGUCGCUUUGGAUACCAGAUGGAUGAAGGCAACCAGUGUGUGGAUGUGGAUGAGUGUGCAACGGACUCCCACCAGUGCAACCCUACCCAGAUCUGCAUCAACACGGAAGGAGGGUACACCUGCUCCUGCACCGAUGGCUACUGGCUUCUGGAAGGCCAAUGCUUAGACAUUGAUGAAUGUCGCUAUGGUUACUGCCAGCAGCUCUGUGCAAACGUUCCUGGAUCCUAUUCCUGUACAUGCAACCCAGGCUUUACCCUCAAUGAGGAUGGACGAUCUUGCCAAGAUGUGAAUGAGUGUGCAACCGAGAACCCCUGUGUGCAAACCUGCGUCAACACCUACGGCUCAUUCAUCUGCCGCUGUGACCCAGGAUAUGAACUUGAGGAAGACGGCAUUCACUGCAGUGAUAUGGAUGAGUGUAGCUUCUCCGAGUUCCUCUGUCAGCACGAGUGCGUGAAUCAGCCAGGCUCCUACUACUGCUCGUGCCCUCCGGGCUACAUUCUCCUGGACGACAACCGAAGCUGCCAGGAUAUCAACGAGUGUGAACACCGAAACCACACAUGUACCCCGCUGCAGACUUGCUACAAUUUGCAAGGGGGCUUCAAAUGUAUUGACCCCAUCCGGUGCGAGGAGCCUUACCUGCUGAUUGGUGAUAAUCGCUGUAUGUGUCCCGCCGAGAACACUGGCUGCAGAGACCAGCCCUUCACCAUCUUGUUUCGGGACAUGGAUGUGGUAUCAGGACGCUCUGUUCCCGCUGACAUCUUCCAGAUGCAAGCAACAACCCGCUAUCCUGGUGCCUAUUAUAUUUUCCAGAUCAAAUCUGGGAACGAGGGUAGAGAGUUCUAUAUGCGGCAAACAGGCCCCAUUAGUGCCACCUUGGUGAUGACACGCCCUAUUAAAGGGCCCCGGGACAUCCAGCUGGACUUGGAGAUGAUCACUGUUAACACUGUCAUCAACUUCAGAGGCAGCUCUGUGAUCCGACUGAGGAUAUAUGUGUCGCAGUACCCAUUCUGAGCCUCAAACUAGGGCUUCUGACACUGCCUCUCACCAGCACCAAGGGACAGGAGGAGAGAGGAAACCAGAAAGAAUGAGAGCGAGACAGACAUUGCACCAUUCCUGCUGAGCAUCUCCCUGGGGCGUCAGCCUGUCCUGACUCCUACCUAUACUAUAGACUGUCAUUCUGAAGGACAUUCUGCCCCCAGUUCCCUUGAUGAGUUAUCCAAAAGUGUUACCCUCGGUCCCUGAUGUGAGAUUGCUGGUGACUCUUCAAGUCCUUCAGUUUAUAUCUAUCUUUUUCAAAGAAAAUUGGUUAGGUUUGCUGGGGUAUGAGUCUCUGUGCCAAGACUGAGCAGCUUGCUCUCACCUCUUCACUCCUUCCUCUGUCUCUCGCUGCAUUACUGCUUUGCAAAGUCCCCAAGAGCUCACGGGGCAUGCUGGGUAGAGCUAGUUUGCUUUUUGCGUGUGCUGAGAAGGCUAUGAAAACAAACCACAGCAGGAUCUAAGGUUUUUAAAGAGUCUUUCAAAACCAUGUCUGAUUUUCAGCUGAAAAGAAGUUUUAGUUGUCCUUAAAUUUGUAUAACUGUUUAACCUUUUCCUGUUCAUUUUGAGUUUUUAAAGUGGUAAGAUUCCUUCAAAAGGCCUCGAGACAUAUGUUCUGUUCUGUCUUCCCAGCUUCAGCCUUUCCUCCAUCCUAGCCCAAUUUUUUCAAGGACCAAGCCUUAAUCAUGCUUUCUUUAGAAUUUUUACUCAACUAGGUUGGAAGGCAGAGGUAUCCAAAGUGAUUAAAUAUUUGAAGAGA